CGGAUAGUACAAUUUCAAUGGGCAUAAACUGACCAGAUCAGGGACGAGCGGAGAUACAUGAUUUUUGUCUCCUACCUUCGCUGCAGCGGUCGCAUCGCAUUGCUGAAGUCUGAUAUCGAUAGCAUCUUGCUGUCUCAGGCGCAGAGAGUCUCACCGUCAUUGCUUCCGACGACGCAUACUAACUAGUAUGUUGUAGGAGGAUCAAUCGAGGAUGGUCGAUGUUUGACAUUGGAGUCUGACUCCCUUGGCCGUGGAACAAUCGUAUAUUUCCACAUCUCAUCUUCAUUGUUCAUCAGUUAUUUCUGAUGUUCCAAAAUACAUUGCCCGCUGUUCCUUGCCUCGUGCUCAAGCCUAUUCUUGCUUUGCUCAUUCUUGCAUGGACCCUGUCCACAAUUCUACAUUCCAUAUUGCUACAGUUCAACACUUCGGUUUCUCAUUAUAACCUUCAUGGAUUCCCUGGUACCGACAUCCAACCUUUCCCAUCUACCUCAAUUAAACCUUCCCAUUUUACUUCAAUCAGACAUGUUCUUCCCUCCCCCCCUUACACCUCACCUUGAGAAGUUGCCUCUGGAAAAUAUGGAGGUAUUGGCGAUAGACCGGCUGUCAUGGAUUGCAGAAUAUGAUGUCGAAAAACACGAAUGGGUUACAUUCGGGGGUUUGGAUUCCGAUGCAUCCGCGUAUAAUCAGGACGGGUGGAGAAAGCUGAUCAAGGACCAACAGACCAAGGAUCUCAUUCAAUCCUUAUUGGAUAACAUUGGAUGUUCUCCUGGAAUUCCACAGCCAGAGCAAGUUCAGCAAGGCAUGAAUGUCCUCCUCAAAGGGGAACCAGGAACGGGCAAGAGGACGUUUGCCCGUGCGGUCUGCAACAUGCUCAAGCGCCCGAUGUUUUAUAUUCAGGUCGACGACGUCCCAUACAAUGCUGACGUGCAACCGUGGGCUGCCAAAGUAGCAUCGCUUGCGAUCAAGUGGAAUGCGGUGGUGAUCAUAAACCGCGGGGAUUAUUUGCUGAAGUCUAAAUCUCCAAAGAAUCGAGUGUGUUCUUGAUUGUUGUACCGUUAAUGCUGUACUAGCAUAGCUAAUGCUUCGUCAGAAACGCAUCAACACUGUGAUUCAAGAAUUC
Molecule: messenger RNA, 1120 nt
Organism: Suillus subalutaceus
Lineage: Eukaryota; Fungi; Basidiomycota; Agaricomycetes; Boletales; Suillaceae
Exons: 6
Coding region: 448-1044 (198 amino acids)
Molecular function (GO): ATP hydrolysis activity; ATP binding
Source: RefSeq, a predicted model, not a curated record